CAGAUGAUACGGAAGAUCAUCCAAAUACACUUGAAUAUGCGGAUGUCUUGAUGGCAAAGGGUUCUACUGCAUUAGAUGAAAAGGAUUUUUUUGAAGCCGCCGAAUGUUUCAGUCGCGCCCUAGAAAUUCGGGUAGCUAAUUUUGGAGAGCUUGAUAAAGAAAGAUUUAAUGCAUAUUAUUUCUAUGGAUAUGCAUUGCUACGUCAUGUUCUAGAUGAUGGAACAACUCAAGUAUCGAAUGAAGGUGGUACUACUCAGGCCGAAUCCACUUGUGUUUCUAGUGAUGUGGAAAAUGAUGAGAGUUCUGAUGCUGACGAUAGUGCAACAGGUUUAAACGAGGAAGAAAAUGAUGAAAUUGAAAUUGAUACUGAUGAUACAUCUAAUAACGAUGAGGAUGAGGAUGAAAAUGAGCUGGAUUUGGCGUGGCAAAUACUCGAUUUUGCAAGGGUAAUUUCUGAGACAAGACCAACUCAGUCCAUGAGUAAUGUGUAUAUUCUGUGUGCACUGGGUGAAGUUAAUUGUUACAGAGAUGAUCUCAAAACUAGCCUUGAGGAUUAUCUCAAGGCAUCACAGAUUUUGGAGAGUCUAGUUGAACCAAACUUAAUGGAUAGAGCUAGACAAUACUUUAAUAUGGGUUUGUGUCUUGAAGUGGCAGUGAUCAUAAAAGAAGCUACAUUGUUUUUUGAUAAAGCUCUAAAAUGUUGCUGCUCUGUGUUACCGCUCCUUGUGAGUCAGUUAUGUAGUUUGUCAUCACCAAGAAUAACUUUGUCUGAAUCAGGUGAAGAAGUUCUUGACACUGGUACCAUUUCACAUCAAUCUGAGCAUUCAAAUUUAAUCAGUAAAAUAGAGAAAGAUAUUGCCCAAAUCCGUGACUACUCUAUAAUGCUGGAAUAUAAGUUGAAAGAACUUGAUGAGAUUCAGAAUACACCUAAGGCUAGCCUUGAAGAAGCAAUUAAUGCAUUAUCUAACAAGGUGAGACAAGUUGAGGAGAAUGUUUCCACCAGUAGUACUACUACUAGUACAGAUCUCCAAGUAAGACACUUUGGGAAAUUGGGUGGAUCUGUGAAGAAGAUUAGUGCUGGUAUGUACUCAGAUUCAAUCAAAUCAGGUUCCUCAAAAUAACGCAAAUUGGACUAUCCCGAGGAGGCACAGGAAAGCGAUUAUUCU
Impatiens glandulifera is the source of this 1166-nucleotide messenger RNA. RefSeq names its product protein NASP homolog 1-like. The record is from RefSeq and is a predicted model, not a curated record. The transcript has 6 exons. Gene Ontology annotation, biological process: DNA replication-dependent chromatin assembly; CENP-A containing chromatin assembly. NCBI's taxonomy places the organism in Eukaryota, Viridiplantae, Streptophyta, Magnoliopsida, Ericales, Balsaminaceae. Bases 51 to 1121 code for a protein of 356 amino acids. Gene Ontology annotation, molecular function: histone binding. Gene Ontology annotation, cellular component: nucleoplasm.